CACGCACACAGACACACACACACACGCACACCUAUACACACACACAUAGACAUCAACGCGUCAAACCACACGGGUUGAACCUGUCAUAUAAUGGCUGUUCCACCCACCUAAGCGCCAGCCCUGGGCCUAGGACCUCAGAUUUAAGCGAAAACACAUUUUUUUCACGAUUUGCGCAGCGAAGGGAAGCUGUAUUUUUGCGCUGGGAACGAGAGAAUGCGUUUUUUCUCGUUAGCGUGCUGUUGACAUCCCUGGCCAGCCCAGAGCGUGUUUUGUGCCAACAGGGGGGUCGAGCGGAGACUGUUCUGGUAUUUUUGGUGAGGGAGAGAGAGACGGAGCAUCUUUCCGCAGAGUAAAAGGUAAAAGACGGGAAAUCUCAGAGCCACGUCCAAAAAUAGGCGCACGGAUAACGGAGAGAAGACGAGGAGGCUUUGGAGACUGUAUUUUUUGACACUUCAACAUGGUGUCCACAAUUCUGGCUGUGACGCUAUGUGUCACACUCCUGCACAUGACUACAGGUGCAGCUUUUGUGACCCCUGACCCUGAAGCUCCUCCCACCAUGACAUCUGACCCACGUCCACUGGGUGAGUUGAUCCAUGCAGCGUUGAUGAGUAAGGAGUAUCUUGGCCAAUCCUCUGGCAACAUAGGCACAACCACCAACCCGACCCAGGCCGUCCCAUCCAUCGACCCUGUUUCCACUGUGAUGUCACCAGGUGUUCUGACCACUGCCGUGACGUCAUCUGCUGCCCCCCAAGCUGGCCAGUCUGGAGGACGGAGUGCUGUGACGUCACCGCCAGCUGAGGAGGAGACCACAACGACGCUGAUCACCACAACGACAAUCACGACAGUUCACACACCAGUGCAGUGCAAUGCUAGUCUCUCUGGGAUGGAGGGAAUAGUGGAGUCUCCUGACCCCCUUUCUUCAUCGUCUCCCUUUUCACCACUUGAGUGCACCUACAGCAUCACUGUGUAUCCUGGAUAUGGGGUAGAAAUACAGGUGAAAAAAAUGAACUUAUCUAAGGAGGAGACCCUCACCAUCCUGGGCCUGGGGGAGCCAGGGCCUGAGCUACUAGCCAAUGAGAGCAUGAUGAGCGAAGGUCAGGUGAUCCGCAGCGCAACCAACCAGGUGCAGAUUCACUAUCGGAGCCUGAAGCAGACCAAUCACGGCGUUUUCAGCUUUCACUACCAGGCGUUCCUGCUCUCCUGCCCGUUCCCUCUUUCCCCAGAGGGUGGGGGUGUGACUGUGACGGACAUUCACCCUGGUGGCCAGGCUCAUUUCCACUGUGACCCGGGUUUCCAGGUCAGAGGUCAUGAGGUGGCCACCUGCCUGAACUCCACCCGACCCCGCUGGAGCAUGCCUGAGCCUCAGUGUGUCGCUGUGUCCUGUGGAGGAUGGAUCAGAAAUGCCACAGUGGGCCGUAUCCUCUCUCCCACCGUCCCCUCCACCAGUAAUCUCAGCAGUGGCAGCAACUUGAGCUGCCAUUGGCUCCUGGAGGCCAAAGAGGGCCACAGGCUCCACCUCCACUUUGAGAGAGUGGCUCUUGAUGAGGAUGAUGACAAACUGAUUGUCCGAGGUGGGAAUAACUCUAACGCUCCGCUUCUCUUCGACUCGGAUCUGGACGAUGUUCCUGAGCGUGGAAUCGUCAGUGAGGGAUCAUCGCUCUAUCUGGAGCUAACUGCAGACUCCUCCUCCAUCCCUCUGCUGCUGGCACUCCGUUACGAGGCGUUCGAUGGAGAGCACUGUUAUGAACCCUACGUUCCACAUGGAAAUUUCAGCAGCACUGACAUGUCCUUCCCUCUGGGCACGACCGUAACCUUCUCCUGCUCUCCUGGCUUUGUGAUGGAGCAGGGAUCAGGAGUCAUGGAGUGUGUUGACCCCAGUGACCCCCACUGGAACGAGAGUGAGCCUGUUUGCAGAGCUCUGUGUGGUGGAGAGCUGGCCGAUGCUAUAGGAACAGUGCUGUCUCCUGAUUGGCCACAGAGCUACUCUAAGGGGCAGGACUGCGUUUGGCAGAUCCACGUCACUGAGGACAAGCGUGUUGAGCUGGACGUGCAGAUUCUCAACAUCCGUCACAACGACAUUCUCACCAUUUUCGAUGGGCAUGACCUCAUGUCGCAUGUGAUUGGCCAGUACUUGGGAUCACGGGAGAGAUUUCGGGUUGUGUCCGGUGGCUCAGAGGUCACUAUUCAGUUCCAGAGUGACCCCGACGAUUCCAGCUUCACCCUCAGCCAAGGCUUCCUCAUUCACUAUCGAGAGGUGGAGCCUAAUGACACAUGUCCGACACUCCCACCGGUCGAAUUUGGCUGGAGUAGCUCCUCCCAUCCGUCUCUUGUGAGGGGCAGUGUGCUCACCUAUCAGUGUCAGCCUGGCUAUGACAUUGUGGGCUCUGACAUCAUCACCUGCCAGUGGGAUCUGUCCUGGAGCAACAGCCCACCGACCUGUGUGAAAAUCCAGCAGUGUCCUGACCCAGGUGAGGUGGUGAACGGAGCGCGCUCUGUGCAUCCAGAGUUGGGUUUUGCUGUUGGGACAGUGGUGCGUUUCACCUGUAACCAGGGUUAUCAGCUGGAGGGGCCGAGCCAAAUCUCCUGCCAUGGCAGAGACACCGGCAUGCCCAAGUGGAGCGACCGCAGCCCUAAAUGUGUCUUGAAGUAUGAUCCAUGCCCUAAUCCCGGGGUGCCAGACAACGGUUACCAGACUCUGUAUAAACACAGUUACCAGGCAGGGGAGACUCUGCGCUUCUUCUGUUAUGAAGGCUAUGAGCUGAUUGGAGAAGUCAUCAUCAACUGUGUCCCCGGACACCCCUCACAGUGGAACAACCCACCACCUUUCUGCAAGGUGGCCUAUGAAGAGCUAUUGGAAGAUCACAAACUAGAAGUCUCCCAGUCAUUAGAGGCUUCCCAUCAGAUGCUGAGUGAGAACAUUGCGUUGGCCAUCAUCCUGCCAAUCAUUCUGGUCAUCCUUUUGAUUGGUGGAAUCUACAUGUACUACACUAAUGUUUGUAGGUUGCAGUGGAAGCCUUUGUUUUGGAAGUCCCUCUCACACACCCACUCCUACAGUCCAAUCACAGUGGAGUCUGACUUUAACAACCCCCUGUAUGAGGCAGGGGACACGAGGGAGUACGAAGUAUCCAUUUAAAGGCGUGAUCAUGUGGUUCAUUCAAAACCGAGGACGCAAAGAAGAACAAAACGAAGGGAUUGAAUUAUUUCAAGACACUUUUAUUCAAAGCCCAUAACUUUCCUUUUCCCACUCGUUUCCUUUUCACUCUCUUUUCAAUCUCUCUCUUGCUCUUUGCAGACGCAAUUAGCAGUAUGUUUGAGUGUGAGUGUGGGUGUGUUUGUGUCUGUGUGUGUGUGUGUGUGUGUGUGCGUGUGAAGAGAAAAGAGAGAAUCAAAAAGCAAGUGUUAUUCAUGAGCUUAUGGUUUCUCAUGAUCAGAUAUGCUUUCUAACAUUUGGUUUGGUGCCUUAGGGACUUACAACAAGGUUAAAGGAGUGACAGAAUGAGAGAGAAAAAAAAGAGUGCAAGAAUUAAUUAGAGAGAAAGGAGAAAGAGAGAGUCAAAGUUUGACUACAAAGGAUUGAUUUUUACAGUGGACAGGAGCACACACACACACAAACAUACAAACACACAGAUACAACGUCCUUAUUCUGAUUGUUGUUUCUUUAUAUACAAGCACACACACACACAUACACAAAUACAUAUACACAUAUGCACACACAAACACACACAGAAUAUAUUGAAUGUAAAUAUUUUGAUUGAAUAUCAAGGCUUAUGUAUAAAAAUUUGAUUCAGUGCCAAAAUACGACAUCCCAUAAUGUGACGUCGCUUCAUGUUUCACAGGUUUCAUGGUCUUUCCUACAUUGACGAUGUAAUAAUACUGACAAAGCCAGCGUUUCAUAAUGUUCUUUGCUGUUUCUUAAGAAUCUCUUUCUGCUAAAUGUUGAAUGACUACGGAUUAUUUAAAAAAGGGGGUGGAAUGUCUUCACGCUUAGGGCACGCAAUGAUUGUAUAUUUUACCGCUUCAGCUUAGGAUUCAUGAACAAUUAUACUUACUGUCAUCGUUUAUCAGAGUUGAUGUUGUUGCAUAUGCACUAUGUUGACAAAAAUAUAUAUAAAUAUAUAUAUAUAUAUAUAUAUAUGUACUGUGAAGAAGAAGAAGAAAAAAUCAGCUGCUUGCUGUGAUGCAGUAUCGAAAUUGAAAUGCUUUUUAUAAUGUUAUUUUUCAAUUGAAUCAUGGUUCGUUGUUAAUAUUAUGCGGUGCGUUUUCGUCUCCUCCACUGUGCCAUACCCAGAGUCCAACUGUGGGGGGACUCUGUUGCAUUGAAGUAUUAUUCAACUGUUUAUAUUGUUUAUUAAUCAUCAUUACUAUACUGUCAUGAAGGCAUUAUUUAUUUGCUAAGAUUUAAGAAUAAAUAAAAGUCUCUGUUGGAUGGUAAA
Astyanax mexicanus (Mexican tetra) is the source of this 4433-nucleotide messenger RNA. RefSeq names its product seizure related 6 homolog (mouse)-like 2 (gene sez6l2). Gene Ontology annotation, cellular component: neuronal cell body; endoplasmic reticulum. The transcript is spliced from 19 exons. The coding region runs from base 458 to 3133 and encodes 891 amino acids. Gene Ontology annotation, biological process: synapse maturation. The record is from RefSeq and is a predicted model, not a curated record. Lineage: Eukaryota; Metazoa; Chordata; Actinopteri; Characiformes; Acestrorhamphidae.